AUGAGGUCGAGAUCGCCUUCAAGAUCGAGUUGCCGUCGAGAUCGAGAUCUUCGUCAUCGCCGGACCCUAGCCUUUAUUCGUUGCAGACCUCUGCCGUCGCCGACCUCCGCCGUCACCGCUGACCCAAAUCUUCGCCAUCAAGAUUGUUCUUGCAGAGGUUUUUCCACAAAUGUAAAAUACAUAUGGGUUUACCUAGGCUGGUGCAAGCUUACUUUUGUGUCUUUUCUAGCCAAAAUUGCUAAAAGAGCAGUGAUUCUUCAUCACGAUGCCAUUCUGUGCGGUUUGGGCGAUGUAGAUCCAAGAUUCGAGCUCGGUAAAGCGGUUCGAGCCUUUCUCGCCCUCUCGUCAACCGAAGCUCUAUUUAGAGCCUCCGUUAGCGCCUUCCCUCCGCCGACAAGAGGCUUCACAACUUCUCAAUUGGUGCUUCGCAAAUAUCUCCAAAAUCAGAGAACUACCACAGCCAACAGUUGCCAGCACAUAAAUGCUCACUCAACAAGCAACAAACUCAGAAUUGUCAAAAUAGUGAACUUACCGACAUCAGAUCACAAGGUUGAGUAUGUAAAUGUACAAGGUAUCAUUGACGUUGCUGACUUCAACCAAAAAUUCAUAUGCUUCGCCUGUUCGAUCUGCAAUAAGAGCACAAAUGCAUAUGGAAAUGGUGACUUCUGGUGCGACUAUUGCACUCAAAAAGUAGCGACACUUCCCAGGACCAAAUUUAAUAUCCAAAUAACUGAUGAAACAGGCUUAGUUAUUGUUUCAUCAGUUAUUGCAACUGUAUUCACAAAAAAAGCAGAAGCUCUGUAUGAUGUUACUGUAACAGAACUCGCCCAACAUGCAGCGAGCGGAAAUCUGCCAAUAGCAUUGAUUGAAAAGCUAUCCCGCCCAAAAAAGGGUUGCGUCAGUUUGAGGCCUACAUGUAUCGCUAUGGAGGAAUCAACUGGUGUAUUUUCGCUGUGAAGUCAAUCUCUGACCCAAUUGAUGCUCACGAACCUCUGCAGCUGGAGGCAGCCCAACGCCAGCCACCAAUACCACACAUAGGGGCUGCAGCAUGGAUACUCGAACAGUGAGAGAGUUUAUGACUACUUCUAAAUAGUGAAUACUGAUCAAUUGCUACUGCUUUUGAGUUCUUGUCUAAGGGCUAAUCUUAGAACUUUUUGGGAAAAUAAUGAAGCUCUUAUUUUCAGCUGAUGAUGUAUCUGCAGUAAGCAGAUUUGUACGUAUUUAAGGAGUUAUAUUAUCCAUUUGAAGAUGAUAGUGGGCAAUACGAAACUUUUACUACUAAUGGGCAAUCUUUGAACAUAAUAGUGGGCAAUGUAGUGCGCA
Rhododendron vialii is the source of this 1323-nucleotide messenger RNA. RefSeq lists its product as uncharacterized. NCBI's taxonomy places the organism in Eukaryota, Viridiplantae, Streptophyta, Magnoliopsida, Ericales, Ericaceae. The coding region runs from base 1 to 957 and encodes 318 amino acids. The record is from RefSeq and is a predicted model, not a curated record. The transcript has 9 exons.